AUGGAGGAGUCGGUCAGUUCUAGCACGUUUAACUUUUCCAUCGUAAAGGACUUUGGUGGACACGAGGACGGUUUGGAGACUUUGUGCAUCCUUCUCUCCAUCUUGUACUCGUUCAUGUGCGCGGUGGGUCUGGUGGGCAACGUGCUUGUGUUUUUCCUGAUGAGAUCGCGGCAUGGCAAGAGAUCAUCUACGGUGAACCUGUUCAUUUUGAAUUUAGCAGCUACCGAUUUUCAGUUCGUGCUGGCAGUGCCGUUCUGGGCUGUGGAAAUUGCGCGUGAUUUCAGCUGGCCGUUUGGACAUGUCAUGUGCAAGAUCGUGCAGUCGGUGACGGUGAUGAACAUGUACGCCAGUGUGUUUUUCCUUACAGCUAUGAGUAUAACACGUUACCGAGCAGUUGCGUCGGCUCUGAAGGAGCGCGGCCGGCGCAGGACUCUGUCUGGACGCUGUGUGAGCGCGUUGAUUUGGUUGCUCGCCACUAUCGCAACCACUCCGACCUUAAUCUACUCGGGGCAGAAAAAAAUCGCCAACGAAACUCUGUGCCUAAUCAGUUUUCCCAACGGCAACUUCGGGCACGGAGUGUACCAUCUGAUGAAAGUUUUGAUCGGCUUUGUUAUUCCUAUGCUGAUCGUCUGCGUGUGCUACGUGCUCCUGUUGCGCUUUUUGCGCCUCCGCAGCAUGAACAACAACCUACUCAAACGCAGCUCCAGGGUCACCCGCUCGGUCACUAUAGUAGUGCUGUCGUUUUUCGUCUGCUGGAUGCCCAACCAGCUCAUUACGUUCUGGGGCGUCUUGGUCAAGCUGGACGUCGUGCAGUUUGACAAAGCCUACUAUUUGGUCCAGACGUAUGUUUUCCCACUGGCGACUUGCCUUGCCUGGGCCAACAGCUGCUUGAAUCCAAUCUUGUACUGCAUCACCAGAAGGGAAUUUAGGAAAAUGCUUAAGGACCUUUUUUGGAGGGUUUCCUAUCCGUCCAUGGCCAACAGCUGUCAGAUCCGCCCAUUCUCCGGCAGUGUUAAAUCAGGGCGUGAGGACAGCCAGGCUGUGAUUCCCCUAAAUGUUGUAGAAAGUGAACAAUUCAGAUUAUCCAUGCUUCACACUUAA
Trichomycterus rosablanca is the source of this 1101-nucleotide messenger RNA. It is a transcript of the gene rxfp3.3b, whose product is annotated as relaxin family peptide receptor 3.3b. Gene Ontology annotation, biological process: immune response; calcium-mediated signaling; G protein-coupled receptor signaling pathway. Lineage: Eukaryota; Metazoa; Chordata; Actinopteri; Siluriformes; Trichomycteridae. Gene Ontology annotation, molecular function: C-C chemokine binding; C-C chemokine receptor activity. The transcript has a single exon. The record is from RefSeq and is a predicted model, not a curated record. Gene Ontology annotation, cellular component: membrane; external side of plasma membrane. Bases 1 to 1101 code for a protein of 366 amino acids.